GCCCUGGCCCCCAGCUCCCACCGGGUCGGCCCGGCUCAGCCAUGAUCAAGGCGAUCCUCGUCUUUAACAACCACGGGAAGCCGCGGCUCUCCAAGUUCUACCAGCCCUACAGUGAAGAUACACAACAGCAAAUCAUCAGGGAGACAUGCCAUUUGGUAUCUAAGAGAGAUGAAAAUGUUUGUAAUUUCCUAGAAGGAGGAUUAUUAAUUGGAGGAUCUGACAACAAACUGAUUUAUAGACAUUAUGCAACAUUAUAUUUUGUCUUCUGUGUGGAUUCUUCAGAAAGUGAACUUGACAUUUUAGAUCUAAUUCAAGUAUUUGUGGAAACAUUAGACAAGUGUUUUGAAAACGUCUGUGAACUGGAUUUAAUUUUCCAUGUAGACAAGGUUCACAAUAUUCUUGCAGAAAUGGUGAUGGGGGGAAUGGUAUUGGAGACCAACAUGAAUGAGAUUGUUACACAAAUUGAUGCACAAAAUAAACUGGAGAAAUCUGAGGCUGGCUUAGCGGGAGCUCCAGCCCAUGCUGUAUCAGCUGUAAAGAAUAUGAAUCUUCCUGAGAUCCCAAGAAAUAUUAACAUUGGUGACAUCAGUAUAAAAGUGCCAAACCUGCCCUCUUUUAAAUAA
Orcinus orca (killer whale) is the source of this 623-nucleotide messenger RNA. Its product is annotated as AP-3 complex subunit sigma-1-like. The record is from RefSeq and is a predicted model, not a curated record. Gene Ontology annotation, biological process: Golgi to vacuole transport; intracellular protein transport. The transcript has a single exon. NCBI's taxonomy places the organism in Eukaryota, Metazoa, Chordata, Mammalia, Artiodactyla, Delphinidae. The coding region runs from base 42 to 623 and encodes 193 amino acids. Gene Ontology annotation, cellular component: membrane coat; intracellular membrane-bounded organelle; AP-3 adaptor complex.